Arabidopsis lyrata subsp. lyrata is the source of this 1184-nucleotide messenger RNA. Its product is annotated as heavy metal-associated isoprenylated plant protein 43. The transcript is spliced from 3 exons. Gene Ontology annotation, molecular function: metal ion binding. NCBI's taxonomy places the organism in Eukaryota, Viridiplantae, Streptophyta, Magnoliopsida, Brassicales, Brassicaceae. The record is from RefSeq and is a predicted model, not a curated record. Bases 677 to 1057 code for a protein of 126 amino acids.
GGUUUUGUUUGUUGGAGACAUUAAUUAGCCUAUAGUUAUAGGAUGACACUCACCAUAAUAAAAACACCUUGGAACUCUAAUAAUCACCAAACUCGAAAUGAUUGAUGAUUUUGGUUGUUUAUUGGUUAGAUAGAACUCAAGAGGUUUGUUUGGUUCAGCUAGAUCCAAACCCGGAAGGCAUGGAUCAAUUUCUAUCCAAGUAAAACCAAAACCUCAAACCGGCUAGAGGUGAACCAAAAUGGAAUUUCUAUCCAUGCAUUUGCAUGAUCAUAAGAUAUACAAUAUAAAAAAACAUUUGGGGUCAAGUAAGUACAAAAUUAGAUAUAGAGAAUAUGGGACUUCAAAAUAUAUUCAUAAAUUUUCAAGAUUAAACAAAUUCCUUCCUCAAUAAUGUCCCAAGUAAGUCCAUAAGAUGGUGGCUGAAUACCAACUAAGCAAAUUCCCAAAACCUCUAAUUCAAUGAUACAAAAACAUGCACCUAAGCACGUAGAUACUGCAAUCUCUUGAUUAUUUAAUUACCAAUACAGACCAAACACAACCUCAACUGCUUCAACAUUAUUCCAAUCUGUCAUCUCUGUUUGUCUUCACAUGUUUUUUAAUAACUUCAUCUCUGCCUUCUUCAUUCCUCCAAAAUUCCUCUAAUCCAUUUCUCUUUUCCUUUGGCUAAUCAUCCAUCAUGACUGUCAAGAAAGUUGAAAUCAAGGUAGAUAUAAACUGCGGAAAAUGCAACAGCGCAAUCAUGGAAGCAGUCACAGAGAUAGAAGGUGUGAAUCAUAUUUCAUUAGAUGAUGGGAAUAGUAUACUCACCGUGGUGGGGACAAUGGAUCCGGUCUGCGUUGCAACAAGACUGAAGAAGAUUAAACAGAAACCUGUAAUCAUUAGCGUUGGACCACCACCAAAACCUCCUGAGCCACCAAAGCCUCCAGAGCCUGAGAAACCAAAGCCUCCACCAACACCUGAACCACCAAAGCACGUAUGCAAGCCACCUUACUGCAACAGUUGUGAUGUUGUGUCUGUUACUACAUAUGAAAGUGGAAGCGGCUGCACCAUUCUUUGAGUCCUGUAUCUUGUACCAUAGCCUUCAUGUUAAGCCUAUAUUUAGCCAAUACUAAUUUAUCAUGUUCUCAUCCUUUUUUUUUUUCUUUUUUUUUCUCAAAAUAAGAAUCUCGGUUGUUUGUCCCUCA